CAGACAGUAUGGCUUCGGCUGCCGGUUCGUUCGCGUUGGUGGUGUUUGUCCGCGGUGUCACGGUGCGUUCUCGGCCGCGGGUGUGCGUGCUACGUUUCUCUGGGAACCGAAACGCAGCCGGGAUCGUGCGUGGACGUGCGUAACGCGUGCCGAACGAGGCUCGUUUCAUAGAGUCUAUCGACGCGCGAACACCCGACCAAGAGGCCGUAGGGGGCGAGAACGAGACGGUAGCAGAGAUGCGGCGAAAUGUGAAAAUUGUGUUGCUGCUGUCAUGCGCGUGGAUGUUCGCCUUUGUUUACUACUACCACACGUCAAGGGACACCAAGAACGAAAACAGAGCGCUGCGGUUAAAGGAGCCUGCAUCGUUGGGUCUGUCUGCCGGAAAUUCAGGCAAUUACGUGGAUUCUGAUGGCACCGCCAUUGUGAUGUCGUCUGAAUUACUGCCAGCACCCACCCCGGACCCGAGGGUGACUUGGAACUACUUCGACGAGCAAGGAUACGUCUCAAGAGGAGGACUGCGGGCAGGGGAGGAUCCCUACGCAAGGAACAAAUUCAACCAGGAAGCAUCAGAUGGACUUCCGAGCAACCGCGACAUUCCCGACACGCGUAGCGCCAUGUGUCGAAUGAAACAAUGGAGAAGGGAUCUGCCGCCAACAUCGGUGAUAAUCACUUUUCAUAAUGAGGCUCGAUCUACGCUGCUCAGAACCGUCGUAAGCGUGCUGAACAGAAGUCCCGAGCAUCUGAUCAAGGAAAUUAUUCUCGUGGACGACUUCAGCGACCAUCCGGAGGACGGUGAAGAGCUAUCGAGGAUACACAAAGUACGAGUGAUACGCAACGAGAAAAGAGAGGGCUUGAUGAGGUCGAGGGUGCGAGGCGCGGACGCAGCCACCGCCACCGUGUUAACGUUCCUCGAUUCCCAUUGCGAAUGCAACGCCGACUGGCUCGAGCCGCUGCUGGAGAGGGUGGCCGAGGAUCCCACGAGGGUCGUGUGUCCCGUCAUUGACGUCAUAAGCAUGGACACUUUCCAAUAUAUCGGCGCUUCAGCUGAUCUGAGGGGUGGAUUCGACUGGAGCCUCGUGUUCAAGUGGGAGUACCUGAGCCAGGCGGAGAGGCAAGCUAGGCAGAAGGACCCAACGCAAGCAAUUAGAACGCCGAUGAUCGCCGGCGGCCUCUUCGUGAUUAACAAGGCGUACUUCGAGAAACUGGGCAAGUACGACACGCAAAUGGACGUGUGGGGCGGCGAGAAUCUCGAGAUAUCGUUCCGGGUGUGGCAGUGUGGCGGCAGCUUGGAGAUCAUCCCGUGCUCGCGGGUCGGCCACGUGUUCCGGAAACGACACCCGUACUCGUUCCCCGGCGGCAGCGGGAACGUGUUCGCUCGUAACACCAGACGCGCCGCCGAAGUCUGGAUGGACGAUUAUAAACAAUUCUAUUACAACGCCGUGCCUCUCGCGCGCAACAUACCUUACGGAAAUAUUCAGGACAGGAUGGAGUUGAAGCGGAAAUUGCAUUGCAAGCCCUUCAGCUGGUAUCUGAAAAACGUGUACCCGGAGCUAGUUAUACCGACGAGCGAAGGCGGACCCGGCGGCUCGCUGAAGCAGGGCUCCGCGUGUCUCGACAGCAUGGGUCAUCUCCUCGAUGGAAACGUUGGACUUUAUCCGUGCCACGACACUGGCGGCAACCAAGAAUGGGGCUUGACGAAGGACGGUCUUAUCAAGCACCACGACCUCUGCCUCACUCUGCCGGUGUACGCUAAAGGAACCACGCUUCUGAUGCAGAUCUGCGAUGGCAGUGAAAAUCAGAAAUGGAGACACCUCGAGGGUGGCUUGAUCCGUCAUUCGAGAAUCCCCGUGUGCGUGGACUCGAGAUAUCACGCACAACGAGGCAUCACGGCUGAGAAAUGCGACUCGAACGCUGAAACGCAAAGGUGGCAUCUGUACAAUCAUAAUCACUAGCUCCUGGGAAUGAUGAAUGUAUCGUGAAGGCUGCGAUGCCGUCGUCACUCACGAAGGACCGAAAUCGUGGAGUAUCUGAUCAGAAGGAGACGCGUGGACCUGUUCAGGGAGGUCGACCUGAUCGAUCCGAGAUCGAUGUUGCUCAUCGGCGAGCCGCUAUGAAGCUUGUCUUUCGAAGAAAAAAGGGAGACGUUCGCAACGAACGAAAAACUAUCUAAUUCGAAGGAUGAUGCAUCCUUUCCGAUGUUCUUAUAGAUACAGUGGAAGGAUAUUGAAGAGAGACAGAAAUUGGAAUUGAAUUCCUCUUUUAGGAGUAGCAGUUCGGUUGUCUUUUUUUAGGAGAAUUAAAGAUCGUGUAUGGAAUUGAUUUGUGAUGAAUGGAUCUACGCUUUUUAUUUUAAUUGAUUGUAUAUUUGUAAGGACGAGGAGCGUUUUUAGUGAUCCUAGUCGGGCGUAGAGUUGUUUCGAGGCAUUUUCAUUCCGGUGCAUUUACAUUUAAACUCGAUGAUCUCAAACGGGUAUAUCGUUUUUGGACAUUUUUUCGCGUAGAUUAAAACCCGAGACACCCCGGCGGGAAAGUACUCCGGCGUGAUAAUUUUAAGCAAAUCAUAGACUGUUUCACCGUUCGUUUAAUAUCAACAUUGAAAUGCAUAUUUAUAAAUUCUCAUUUAAACACGUCGUUCCGUGAGCAUCCAAACGAAACAUAACAAAUUUUCCUUUGAAACAAACGAAGUUAAAGCAGCAAAAAACGCUGUUUCUUGAUCGACUAUUAUUUAUAGCCAACACAUACGCACGGUAUCGUAUGUGGCUCGUUAAAGUCGGUUCGUAUCGCAAGAUCGAGUUGCUUCAUACAAACGCGUACGCUAACGAUUCUCAUAAAGAGAUUUAUUUUUCUAUAAGAAAAUUGUACACUUACUUGGUUGUGCGAGUAGCUGGGAAUUGGUGUGCUCGCUCCACGAAGACUCGACGUGUCUUUAAAUAUUCGUUCAACAAAUAAUUCUGUUCCCUGUUUUUCAUCGUUUUAUUCUUGCUGACAAUAUUUAUUGAAUUGUCCGACUCGUCGAGUGGAUCGGAGACGAGUAGAAUGGUGCGACUUACUAAUAAUGCAGCAAUACGUAGGGAGAGGUCUUUUGUACACCGAUACUUUCACGAGGACAACAAUGCGACUGCCGUCAUCUCGCAUUCGAGCCUCGAAUAAUUAUAUUAUACAAACCGAAGUCAUCGCUAUCGAGUUAUUGUAAGCUUUUGUAUGAUAAGAGCGCGCACCCUAAUCGCCUAUACGCGUUCAUAGCUUCGCAGAAGCUGUGUACAUUCGAAGAGAGAGAAAGAGAACGUGUGUGUGAGAGAGAGGAAUUGUUUCUAAUCAUAAAACACGUUAAGCUAAGCUAUCAAACAUAACAAAUUAGAUUCGAAACUGUACAUUUUACGUAUGUAAGGUCUCGUUUACUAAAAAGCUCUUAUGAGUAUAUCACAUUCUUUUCGCUCGAGCUUUACAGAUUCGACGUGCACUGUUCAAUUCGAAUAUCUCGAUUUUUAUUCGAUCAAAAAAAUCAAAUGCUACAAGACGAUAAUAACAUUUACACCUAAGCUUCCUCCCAGUCCCUGGAUAAGAUUUUCUAAAGCUACGCGUUGUAAUUCGACGAGGAUAUCAAAACUUGUGAAACGAUGAACGAGCAACUGCUUACUUCCGAACUUCCGAUUCCUCGCGAAAUCGACGCGCUGUAAAUACUUGUAUCGAUUACGCAAUCGUCUGUCUCCCGUCCUAAGGCAUCUCCGAUUUAAAACAAUUAAAAACUUGGUCCGCGGCGUAUCGCGGAUGCAACAACCAUAAUCGCGUGCUGAACUUGUACAUAAGCGUGUCUACGAUAUAAAUAAGCUGAGUAAAAACUUCGUACUUCCAUGCAAAAAUCUGUAAACUGUAAGAUAAUAGAACGGGCGGCUCCAUUUUAAUAUGUAAGGAUUAAAUGAAAAGGGUCACGCGAUUUUUCGUGCCCUGUUAAUAACAAAUACACCUGUACAUUAACACGAAUGUUUCCAGUUUCUCUAUUCUAUUUAUGAUACGUUGAAUCUUUUAUUACAAAUUAUAGUCUCACGUUGCGAGGAAGGGAUCGUUGAUCGUUUGAAUCUGUUAAACAUACCGGUUGCUUUUUAAUUGAGACCUGACGCUAUGUUCUACGAAGUUGGUACAUUGAAAACACAGUAUAUAUAAACGUAAAUUGUGAAAUUGUAACGAAUCUACAAUUUCCACAAAGAGAAUUGACCUUCGAUAUAGGAUAUGUAAUACCCGUCUUCAAAUUGUACGCGUUGCAUUUCUACGACUCUGUACUUUACACAUGUAUCAUACUAAAAAAUCAAAAUAUGUAUAAAUAUAUACGGCUGGUAUAUGCUUAUAUAUAUUUGCACUUCGUACGUUAAGGAAGCGAUAUUAUAGUACUUAUAGAAACGAGGUUUUCUAAUAAAACGAUGGAACUAAUUCAGAAGUCA
This is a messenger RNA of Ceratina calcarata, 4436 nucleotides long. RefSeq names its product polypeptide N-acetylgalactosaminyltransferase 2 (gene Pgant2). The record is from RefSeq and is a predicted model, not a curated record. NCBI's taxonomy places the organism in Eukaryota, Metazoa, Arthropoda, Insecta, Hymenoptera, Apidae. The coding region runs from base 237 to 1952 and encodes 571 amino acids. Gene Ontology annotation, biological process: protein O-linked glycosylation. Gene Ontology annotation, molecular function: polypeptide N-acetylgalactosaminyltransferase activity. The transcript is spliced from 10 exons. Gene Ontology annotation, cellular component: Golgi apparatus.